GUGUUUAGGCGCUACGUCUCCCCUCCCCUUUCUCAGGUCCCAGCUCCGGCUCUGCGCGCUCGCUCUCAGGCUACAGCUCCCCGCGGGCGAAGCUGGGCGUCGGGUGCGAUAGCCCGGGUCGCCCCUCGGGCCGCCGCCCCGCGCCUGCCCGCGUUCCCCACCGCGCGCUCCCCACGCCCAGCCCGGAGCCUCCGCCGGGCGCCUUCCAGUCCCCUCCCCCUCCUCCUCGCGCCCUCCCCGGGGCUGCGACACCCCCGCGGCCCCGCCGCGCGGAGCUCCAGGCCAUGGGCUCGGGGCGCGUCCCCGGGCUCUGCCUGCUCCUCCUGCUGGUCCACGCGCGCGCCGCCCAGCAUAGCAAAGCUGCGCAAGAUGUAGAUGAGUGUGUGGAAGGCACGGACAAUUGCCACAUCGAUGCCAUCUGCCAGAAUACCCCACGGUCUUACAAGUGCAUCUGCAAGUCCGGCUACACGGGGGACGGGAAGCACUGCAAAGACGUGGAUGAGUGUGAACGGGAGGACAAUGCAGGCUGUGUGCACGACUGUGUCAACAUCCCUGGUAAUUACCGGUGUACCUGCUACGACGGAUUCCACCUGGCACAUGACGGACACAACUGUCUGGAUGUGGAUGAGUGUGCAGAGGGCAACGGUGGCUGCCAGCAGAGCUGUGUCAACAUGAUGGGCAGCUACGAGUGCCAUUGCAGAGAUGGCUUCUUCCUCAGUGACAACCAGCACACCUGUAUCCAGCGGCCAGAAGAAGGAAUGAACUGCAUGAACAAGAACCACGGCUGUGCCCACAUUUGCCGGGAGACUCCCAAGGGGGGCAUUGCCUGUGAAUGCCGCCCUGGCUUUGAGCUCACCAAGAACCAACGGGACUGUAAAUUGACCUGCAACUAUGGUAACGGCGGCUGCCAGCACACCUGCGAUGACACAGAGCAGGGUCCUCGGUGCGGCUGCCACGUCAAGUUUGUGCUCCACACCGACGGGAAGACAUGCAUUGAAACCUGUGCUGUCAACAAUGGAGGCUGCGACAGUAAGUGCCACGAUGCAGCGACCGGAGUCCACUGCAGCUGCCCUGUGGGGUUCAUGCUGCAGCCAGACAGAAAGACCUGCAAAGACAUAGAUGAGUGCCGCUUAAACAACGGGGGCUGUGACCACAUCUGCCGCAACACAGUGGGCAGCUUUGAGUGCAGCUGCAAGAAGGGCUACAAGCUUCUCAUCAACGAAAGGAGCUGCCAGGAUAUAGAUGAGUGCUCCUUCGACCGAACCUGUGACCACAUGUGUGUCAACACCCCAGGAAGCUUCCAGUGUCUCUGUCAUCGUGGCUACCUUCUAUAUGGUGUCACUCACUGCGGGGACGUGGACGAAUGCAGCAUCAAUAAGGGAGGCUGCCGCUUUGGCUGCAUCAACACCCCAGGCAGCUAUCAGUGUACCUGUCCAGCAGGCCAGGGCCGCCUUCACUGGAACGGGAAGGAUUGCACAGAGCCAGUGAAGUGUCAGAGCAGCCCUGGAGCCUCAAAAGCCAUGCUUAGCUGCAAUCGCUCGGGCAAGAAGGAUACUUGUGCCCUGACCUGUCCCUCCCGGGCCCGGUUCUUGCCAGAGUCAGAGAACGGCUUCACCGUGAGCUGUGGUACCCCGAGCCCUAAAGCUGCUCCAGCCCGAGUGAUCCAUUCUGGGAACAGCACCAUCUCCAGCUCCUGCCAUGAGGCUGCAGUGCUGCCAGUCAAGCAGAGAGCCUCCUUCAAGAUCAAGGAUGCCAAAUGUCGCUUGCAUCUGCGAAACAAAGGCAAAGCCGAGGAGGCCAGCAGGAUCCAGGGGCCAGGUAGUAUCCCCUGCUCUGACUGCCAGGUCACUUUCAUCCACCUUAAGUGUGACUCUUCUCGGAAGGGCAAGGGCAGGCGGGCCCGGACCCCCCCAGGCAAGGAGGUUACCCGGCUCACCCUGGAAUUAGAAGCUGAGGUCAGAGCAGAAGAAACGACAGCUGGCUGUGGGCUGCCUUGCCUCCGACAGCGGAUGGAACGAAGGCUGAAAGGGUCCCUGAAGAUGCUCAGAAAGUCUAUCAACCAAGACCGGUUCCUGCUGCGUCUGGCAGGCCUUGACUAUGAGCUAGCCCACAAGCCAGGCCUGGGAGCUGGGGACCGAGCAGAGCUGGUGGAGGUCUGCCGACCUGGGCAGCACCGAGCAGGCACCAAGUGUGUCAGCUGCCCGCAGGGAACGUAUUACCACGGCCAGACGGAGCAGUGUGUGCCAUGCCCAGCGGGCACCUUCCAGGAGAGGGAAGGGCAGCUCUCCUGCGACCUUUGCCCUGGGAGUGAUGCCCAUGGGCCUCUUGGAGCCACCAACGUCACCACGUGUGCAGGUCAGUGCCCACCUGGCCACCAUUCAGGAGAUGGGUUUAAGCCCUGCCAGCCAUGCCCACGGGGCACCUAUCAGCCUGAAGCAGGGCGAACCCUGUGCUUCCCCUGUGGCGGAGGCCUCACCACCAAGCACGAGGGGGCAGUCUCCUUCCAGGACUGCGACACCAAAGUCCAGUGCUCCCCGGGCCACUACUAUAACACUAGCAUCCAUCGCUGUAUCCGCUGUGCCGUGGGCUCCUACCAGCCAGAUUUCCGUCAGAACUUCUGCACCCGCUGCCCAGGAAAUACAAGCACUGACUUUGAUGGCUCGACCAGUGUGGCCCAGUGCAAGAAUCGGCAGUGUGGCGGGGAGCUGGGUGAGUUCACUGGCUACAUCGAGUCUCCCAACUACCCCGGCAACUAUCCGGCCGGUGUGGAGUGCGUCUGGAACAUCAACCCCCCGCCCAAGCGCAAGAUCCUCAUCGUGGUCCCUGAGAUCUUCCUGCCCUCCGAGGAUGAGUGUGGGGACGUCCUGGUCAUGAGAAAGAACUCCUCCCCAUCCUCCAUCACCACUUACGAGACCUGCCAGACCUAUGAGCGGCCCAUUGCCUUCACCGCCCGGUCCAGGAAACUCUGGAUCAACUUCAAGACCAGUGAGGCCAACAGUGCUCGAGGCUUCCAGAUUCCCUAUGUCACCUACGAUGAGGACUAUGAGCAGCUGGUGGAAGACAUAGUGCGUGAUGGCCGGCUGUAUGCUUCAGAAAACCACCAGGAGAUCCUAAAGGACAAGAAGCUUAUCAAGGCCUUCUUUGAGGUCCUGGCCCACCCUCAAAACUACUUCAAGUACACAGAGAAACACAAGGAGAUGCUGCCAAAGUCCUUCAUCAAGCUACUGCGCUCCAAAGUCUCCAGCUUCCUGAGGCCUUACAAAUAGUGCCUGUGGGCCCGAGACCCAGUUCAGAGCUCCCACCUCCCUGGCCCUCAGAGCUGGCACCCCAACCUCAGACAAGAAACUGUCUCUCUUGAAGGAGAGAUAUCACCGCACCAGGCGCUCUCCCCUUCGGCCUUUCUAGUUACCUUGUCUUCGUUCUCUCUCUCUCCUGGAAGUCAUUCAGUGCGUCUCUGUUCCCCCCAGAGGUGAAGGGAUAGACACCCUCUAUUCCUCUGCCGUUACAGCACGGUGCCUUGCAAGCCAGGAGCCAAAACACCCCCUCCACGGCCCCCGUGCUCCCCAGAGUGGCUCUUCACAGCCCAGAGUCCUGCCAAAGAAGCCUUGGACAUAGCAGCUUUGUGCCAACACCAGGCUGCUGGGGCACAGAGUUUGAGCCCGGGGUGCCCACACAGUUGGCGUUCUCAUCUGUAGAGCUUGCUCUCAUCUGGCGGGGGCUGACUCCAUAGGGUUUACAAGUGAUCCAUACCACUGGGAUAGCAAACCCCUACCAGGUAAGGGCGAGCAGCAGGCAGGGGCCCCAGACAUAUAAAGCUCUCAGAUAGCUCUGCAGGACAGAAAGCGGGUUUUAAAAAACAUUGCCCAAAACAGAAAGAAAGAAAAUGUGCCACCUAAAGGAGCUUCCUACAGAACCAGUGGAAACCAGCCUCAAACACUAACCCCCGCCCCCAGGGCCGCGCCUUCACCCCACCUAAGCGCUCCCUGGGGAAGGCCUACCCACCCCCUGGUAAGUGCUGUCCUUAAAGAAGCUGGGCUGUCGACCUUCCAAGCCUAGACCUUGCUCCACAGCGGGUGUUUUCCCUUGUAGCCCCAGGUGGCUUGUGGGUUCCACCAAAGAGGACCCCACUCUGCAGCCAGCCUGGAGCUACCUACCUCUAGCCUUGGGUUGUGGGCAGCAGGAGGAACGCGUGUGAGUGCCCUUGGCAAGCCGCCUGUCCACCCUCUCCACAUCUGAGAAGUGCAAUCAUUUUGUCUUUCUAUGUCGUCUAGAGGGAGGGGGGGUUGUUUUUUGUUUGUUUCUUUUUCCUCUCAGAAUAACCCUAUUUAUAGCUGCCUAGGAGAGAGGGGUGUGCUGGGGCUGGAGAAACAGCAGUCUGUCUGUCCCUUAAGUGCCGGAGCGGCUCAUCUGUCUCAGUUCUCCCUGAGGCCACACAGAACUUCAGAGUCCUCAGCAGCGCAGAGCUAGGGCCAUCCCUCAGAGGCGCCCCAAGCACAGGAGACUAGCCCUGGUAACUUGAUGGAGCAGGAGGAGGAGGCUUCCUGACUGAGCUGAUCCUCCCUGCCUGUGUCUCUGUGGAUUCAUGGUAACAGAAACAGAUGGACUUGGUCAGAAUCUUGUGCGAGUAGGGACAACCUGUCUUUCCCUAUCUUCAUGCUCUCCCCUGACACGGCAUGGGAGGGGAUUGGGAUAAACUCUACGGAUGGCCAGCGCAGGCUCCCAAGACAGCCAGAGAGGGCUGGAGCAGCCUGGAAUUGGACAGUUCUCCAUGUAUGAAGCUGGGGAAGGACAGGAACCAGACGUGUGCCUGAGACCAGCCACCUGCCUCUUGGAGCUGACUUCAAGCCUGAUUCAACUACUGUCUUUCAAAAGAAGAAUGGUGUCUGUGCCUGAGCCCAGGCUCUGCAUAUGCUCCACCCUUAACACAGAUGCUGCCUGUAAAGCCUCCAAUUGUUCCUUCUUGUUCCCCGAGGCCUUAGUCCUGGACAUCCACCAAUGACUCCUCAGGUCCAACUCUAGGUAACUGCCAAGAGAUUCAACUACCAAAUAGUCUGAUCCCCAUACACACCAGCCAGCAGCAGGCAAAGCUCCCUUCCUGGACACGUUAGCCAACACGGUGAGGGUGAGGGUCGGGUGGUGGUCAGAGAGCUAUUGCAAAGCUGUUGAACGGUUUCAUGCAAGAGGGGUGAAUGGGCAUUUAGUGGGUCCCCAGAAGCACCAUAGAACAGCCUGAAUCACGAGUCCUUUCUCCCUAAUAUUUUGCCAGCUCCUGGAAAGCCACAAAGUGAGAGUGCCUCCCAAUGUAUGCCUUUAGGGUGUGGCUUCUCAGCACUCCCCUACCCCCACCCCCAAUCCCCAUCUCACCAUACACGGACACUUCCUCUAAUCAUUUGUUCUAUGGCUGAUGGGGCAGCACAUGGGAUCUAUUGUACGGAGAGAGUAGGCCACUAGACUUAGCUGAUAUCAAGAUGGAUGGAGGAUAUCAAGCAAGGACUUUCUACUGCCAACCAAGUUGGCAGCAAGGAAUCCAGGCAGAGCUGUUACGAACUUACAGGGGAUACUGGCCCUGAGCGCCUCACUCUGGGAGCUGAGUGGGCUGAAGGAGGAGUAAAGAGCUCAGGGACUUUCUAGGACUGCACAGGUUAGACAAAAGAGGUUUCCAGGAGAAGGUGGGGGGAUGGGAAGAUGGUGUGACCAGGAACCCUUCGUGAGCUGACCUAGAAGCUUCUCUGUGGGCUAUGGUGCUUACGAGGUCACGUAACCCUGGCGCCUCAUCCAUCCUAGUGCAAGACCUGCCGUGAACUGAGUCCCAACGUGGGAAGCCACUUCCACACGUGCUCCAAGCACGGAGUGACGAAUGUCAAGCAGGCCCUGAUAUCCUCAGCAGCACCUCGGUGCCUCUUUAGCCUCUGCCUCUAUUUGUGUCAUUGACCCAGCCAGUCCCCAAGCCUGAGGUAAUUAGGAGAAAGCCGACCAGAGCCUGGACGUUAGCUGCCCACCCUGUGCCUUCGGUGAUCCUUUGAGGACUGCCACUGGCCUCACUACCGUCAUUUCCAUGUGGAGGUGCCGAUGGAGAAGAUGGUACAGUUUGGGCUCUGGCUCUUGGAGUCUCUUUGAAUCUGCGAAGUGUUCUCCAUGUGCGCGUCUGAGGUAACUUAAAUGGAUUAGGAAGUCAUAUCUCAGUGUGUAAGAGAAAGCUACAGCACAUUUAAGGGCCUAUAUCUGCUGCUGAGCUCCAGAGCGGGGGAGCAGAGGCCAAAUAUAACUGACCCCAAGCAGGACAUGGUGCCCCGCCUGGUUCCUUUCCUAAGCGGACUCCACGAAGGAACCCUUUCUGUCGGCCCUGUCUCAAAGCUGGUGCACUCUGUCUUUCUGCUAUUAUUCGGACUGAGAACCCGAAGGACCAGAAGCCCCAUUCUGCAAUCAGCUUACCAAGACUAAACAAUGGCAGCAGUUUGGACAAGCUCAAAACCUUGUUCUAUGUGAGUCGGACUUUCAGAGAGUAAUUAUCAUGUGGACGGCUUUUUUUUUUAACGCAAAAGAAUAUCUUAAAAUACUAUAUUUAUAUCUGCCUACCACUGCCUCUCAUACAGCAAGCAUCUCAGUUGACAAUAGGCAGCAGCAAUGUGGUACACAGAGUAUUUUGCACUUGGGGAAAAUUAUGUAUCUGAAAACUUGUAAAAAGGAAUGUUCGGAUUUUGUAUUGUCUUUUUUAUAUUAUUAAAAUACUAAAUG
Molecule: messenger RNA, 6735 nt
Organism: Mus caroli (Ryukyu mouse)
Lineage: Eukaryota; Metazoa; Chordata; Mammalia; Rodentia; Muridae
Gene: Scube3
Product: signal peptide, CUB domain and EGF like domain containing 3
Biological process (GO): signal transduction
Cellular component (GO): cell surface
Molecular function (GO): calcium ion binding
Source: RefSeq, a predicted model, not a curated record